CCUUCCGAUUUGCCCAAAUUAGAAACACAUAAAGUGAUUACGAAGAAGUGUGAAAAAACCGAAAAUUCCUUCUACUCCGUCCAGACCCGAUUCUGUCAUGUCGGUGGGUAAUGACCACCAAAGUCAAAAUGACGGCCCAGCAGAUUGGGCAUUUCGCAAAUUUGCCGAAGCCGGCCAAAUUGCUGUAGUCCCUUCUCCCAAUCCUGCCAGAUCAAGUGCCCGAACGUCAAGAACUGGCACAGCUCAAAAUACACCUUCCAGCCAAGAUAUCAUGGAUCAAAGAGGAGGGUACUUCGAUCUUGAGGUCUUUGACCUAAACCCUGCAGAUCCAACCCGUUUACAUCGGAAAAGACAUAACGAUGCUUCACAAGAUCGAUCCAGAGAAGGUGAGCUGGAGUCCGACCCGACGGAAAACUCAGGAGAUGAUAGUGGAGCUAUGAAGAAAGAUCGGCCCAUUUCAACCAAUACCACGAAUAGCCAAAUAACACCCAGUAGAUCGCCUUCACUGGAAAAUGUUCAUCCUACAAGCGUCACUAGCGAAUCAUCCCCUUCUCCUCCUCCACCGAUGAAAGCAAGCUCUCCGGCUAUCGGAAAAGACGAGGUACUUAGGAGAGCGGAGAAGACGAGCGAAGUAGAGUCAAGAAAAGCAAAGGUCUUAAAGAUUCUGCAUGAAAAGUUUCCUCGAAGAAUUGUGCACAGAGUUAUCAAGACAUCCUUGGCAUACGCAACCUGUGUCAUUCUAUGCUCCAUUGAAAGUAUUGUCGUUGCAGUUGGACCAGCUGUAUUUCUAUGUAUUACAGGUAGUCUCUUCACACAUCCAGGAAGAACAAUGGGUGCUCAAAUCGAUGCUACCAUCACAUCUGUGGUGGGUGUGGUACUCGCUGUUUGUUGGGCAACUGCUGGCAUGGCCGCUUCAGUGUCUUACAAUCGAACAUAUGCCGACGAUCUUAGCAACCACCAAGCCGGCGUUGGUAUCAAUGCUGCUUUUCUCGUGGUUGGAAUCAUGUUCGCUCAACUUCUCCGAAUGCGUUUUCCCAAGUUUCAGUUCUUCUCACUGCAAUUUAUGAUUGUGCAAAUUUUCUGUAACACCAAGCUUAUCAAUUUAACGGCUAUGGAUUAUCAAGGCGUUUUACAGUUCGGAAUUCCUCUUGUACUCGGUGCUGGAGUCUCUUUAUUUUACAACCUUGCGUUGUGGAGAGAAACGGCUGUUGACGGUUUAGGAAGAGCAAUGCACGACACUGUCAAAGGAAGCCAAGCUAUGCUCAAGUUAGUCACAGAUCAGUUCGAGCUGGAGUUCGACACUGAAAAUAUUGAUGUUGAUGCUGUGAAUUCCACGUCCGCCAAAAUGAGAGCUGGCUAUACCAAAAUCAUGACAGCCUACAAGGAUUCCAAAUACGAACUAUCGCAUGCUUACAUCUCCCCUCUUAAAGCGAAGCCUAUCUACAAAUCUCUGAGUAGUUUGACCAAGCAUUUAAGUAUCUUGGGUGCUAGUCUUCGCAGUGAAAAGGCGUUAUUCGAAGCCGCCUUAAAUGCUUUCGAGCCGCACGAUACAGAGAGUAGUGAUGAGGACGACGUCAUGUCCAGAGCUAUGUCGGCUACCAACAUGCAUGCUGACCAAGUGAAUAGAAACUCAAGGGCAGAUCAUUCAACCAUUCCCAGUCGAGCUCAAUCCCCGGAAAACGAAUUUUAUGAUCAAAACCAGCUUACUGUCAACUCGAUUGCUUCACUGAAUUCCUCGCAUAUACCUCUUACCCCAUACAGGCUGAAACCGCCAAAGAAGCGAUUGAAGCAAAUAGAAUAUGGCGACAAAGAACUGUUUGUAGCCUAUCUUGAAAGCCUACGUGAUCCACUUCUCACGCUGUCCAAAGCCUGUACCCGCGGUAUGAAUUGCGUUUCUGGCGGAAUAAGCUACGAAUGGGAGUUAGACGAUGUUCGGCAAGAUGGUACACAUAGUUGGGCAUAUUACAUCAGUCAUGUUUUCAGAAUUCGGAAAAAGGAGCCGACGCGAAAAGCCAGUAGUAGCGAUUCUGUGGAAGCCCAUUGCGACCGACACUGCGACUGUCCAGAACGUUUACGAGCCGCCAUUGCAAGGUUUGAUAACGAUGAACAUGAGCGCAUGGAAACCUUGAAACGCAUCAACAAGAAACGCCGGUUUGGACCACUGGACUUGGGUCUUCGAGAGGAAGUGUUUUUGGUCUUCUUUUUCAUUUUCUGCUUGCGAGAAGUUGCCAAGGAACUGGGAAAUCUGACCUCCACACUCAACGACAUCAAAGACACGGUGGAUAGAGGCAAAAAUGGUGUAAGAAAGCGCCAUUUUUAUUUACCCAAUCUAGUGGGGUCUAAGGGAAAAUGGCGGAAGUGGGCCAGUUUCAGUUCGCAUCAAGCUGUGAAAGACAAGGGUGGCCAUACGUUACGUGAGUUGAUAACAGGCUGAACUACGUAUUGAGAAGAUCUAAUACCCCAUACUGACACGUCUUGUAUCUCACAGAACAUUUCAAAGACAAUCUACCGCAUACGGCAACGUCAGAAUUCGAAGAUGAAUAUAGACUGACAACAAUCCAAACCAAUCUUUCUUCGAAAAA
Molecule: messenger RNA, 2582 nt
Organism: Umbelopsis ramanniana AG
Lineage: Eukaryota; Fungi; Mucoromycota; Umbelopsidomycetes; Umbelopsidales; Umbelopsidaceae
Exons: 3
Coding region: 98-2434 (778 amino acids)
Source: RefSeq, a predicted model, not a curated record